GAAGACUCUUAUAGCCUGCAGUCAUGACACUAGUCAGUGAUGUUUCACGCCUGAACUCACUGCUGUUAGUUAACAUGACAGUAAUGAGCUCAUCUCAGCGAUGUUUGAGCCGAAGAUCAGUGCUCAGGAAUCAGCCACACAUAUCCACGAUUAGCGACACUGACCCAGAACGACAUAUUAGAGAUAAGAGCUCAUAUUAGAGACAGGACAGGACAGGACAGGUCAGAAGGAUCGGGGGCGGAGUCUCGUCACUGUUUCCCUCAGAUAAAUGACUGCGUUCAUCAUUUAAGAAUCAUCAGAGCAUCCAAAUCAGGACCCAUUCCAAGACACCGACUCAGCUGAGAGGAUUUUAUAUGCUUGAGAUGAAAAUGGGUCCAGAGGAGAGUGCGUGUUUUCAGAGCAGCAUCAGCAGCUCUCGAGCCGUGCCUGCAGGAGCUGUGCUCGGACCAUGUGCUCUGACACACACCUCCCUCUGCGACAGCAUCGCCUUCAUCGCCUGCAAGAGCUCGGACAGACGAGAGACCGCCCGUGUGCUGCAGAUGGACCCAUCAUUGUCAAGCAAAUAUCUGCAGAUGAUUCAGUCAGCCAGAAAUACAGAGGAGCAAAAUCUAGAGGCGUAUAUGAAGAACGGACAUCUGGUUUUCAGAGCCAUAAAUGAUAUUCCUGAAAACACAGAGCUUUUAGUUUGGUAUGGGAGAGAUCUAGCCAAACUGCUUGGCCUCAGCAGAACAGAGCAAAAGAACACAAAAGGUUUAAUUUGCUCUGAAUGCAAACAGAGUUUUCUCUUUGAAUUCCCUCUGUUGGCACACAAGAGGUUUUUUUGCACAAAAAAACCUACAAGCUUCUUGAAGAAAAUUACCAUCCCAGAAAUUCAUAGUCGCAAACCAGCUACAAACUUCCACAAUUUAGCACGAGAGCUGGAGAACUGCAGGAAAAAUCGUCUCACAGAUGCAAAGAGCCCUAAAAGAAGACGUUCUCUUGAAUCAGACACAGACGAGAGUGAUAGUGAAGCGUCAUCUUUGGACACACAUGGAGACGAAAAUGUAUUAGUGAAAAGGUUUUGUGUUAAUGCAGUGAAUAGAUGUUCCUGGUCUUCCUCCAAGUCUUUCAGCAAGGGCCAGAGUUCUCCAUGCAGCCUUCCACAAUGCCAUGACAACUGCAGGACAGACCCAGACAACCAGGAUUUGAAAACCAAGUCUGCGUUCACCACUGGAGUGUCAAACAAUGUUCAAGGUGACAAGAACAAGAAAAGCGCGUUCACGCAACCUCCUCCUCAUAACCCGCUGAUGUCAACCAGUCUUACCAACAACCUCUUCACUAACCGGACAUCUGUCCUCCCUGGCAUUCUCCCACUCAACUUCCACAGCUCUGCUUUACUAAACACGGAUCUUCCAAAACAUUUGGCUCAUCUUUCCAAAGAUGCAAACCUUUGGCCCAAGACCUCCCAUCUACUGCAUCCACACACUAAUCGACUGCAGUCGCUACUGACCCCCUCUCUGUCUUCUCUUGGGCUACCUUUCCAAAAUUGGUGCGCUAAAUGUAACAUUUCUUUCCAUUUGACGUCGGACCUGGUGCAACACAUGAGGUCCCACCACAAGCGGGCGCUGUCAGAUGAGAGAGAGUCGAGGCACAGGGACGAGAGGCUGAAGUGUCCCGUAUGUAACGAAACAUUCAGAGAGCGUCAUCACCUCUCACGUCACAUGACCUCUCAUUCAUAAGCUAGUUUAUAAAAAAGAUAUCGUUUCAUCAAAUAUUUCUCCAACAUUUCCUAGAACUAUCUCAAUAAGCAUUUUAAAAUAAAAUAAAAAA
Molecule: messenger RNA, 1809 nt
Organism: Carassius carassius (crucian carp)
Lineage: Eukaryota; Metazoa; Chordata; Actinopteri; Cypriniformes; Cyprinidae
Gene: prdm8a
Product: PR domain zinc finger protein 8
Exons: 4
Coding region: 354-1718 (454 amino acids)
Biological process (GO): regulation of DNA-templated transcription
Cellular component (GO): nucleus
Molecular function (GO): protein binding
Source: RefSeq, a predicted model, not a curated record